Messenger RNA from Lathyrus sativus (Indian pea), 372 nucleotides. Lineage: Eukaryota; Viridiplantae; Streptophyta; Magnoliopsida; Fabales; Fabaceae. The record is from the annotation of a GenBank genome assembly.
AUGUCGGUUAAGGUAAUCAAGGAGAUUAUGUAUAUUCAGAGGAAAUUCUUGUGGGCUGGCACGACUGAUAAAAAAUCUAUGUCUUGGGUUAGAUGGUCAUUGGUGUGCAAGCUCAAGGUUGUCGAAGGGUUGGGAAUCAAGGAUGUGGCUAUUUUUAAUAGAGCAUUGUUAUCUAAGUGGCCGUGGAGGUUCAUUUACGAGCCAAAUGCAAUAUGGUUGGGAAUUCUUAAAGCAAAAUAUGGUAACUUGAGGAUAAGAGUUCUUUCUAAAGAUGUCCAAAGAGUUGCUAGCCUUGAAUCAAUAUGGUGGAAGGAUAUCAUGGGGAUUGGAGAUUCCUUACAAUAUGAAGGAUUCUACAAUCAAAUUUCAUGA